UGUGUAUCAGCCAUCCCUUGGACUUCUGGUAGAGUCGCAUCCCAGAUUCCGUUGCCCCUACCACGAAUUCCGAUUCCUCCCGCUCGCCGUCGCUGGCGCCAUUGACUCCAGCCCCGCGGCCGGCGGCGGAGCAGCAGCAGCCAGCAGCCUGCACCCGAUGGGGAUCCCGCCCGCCUCCCUCGCUGCCCGGUCGGCCGUCGGCGCGGCGCUGGCCGGCGUCAUCGCCGCGCGCGCCGUCCGCCGCCGCUCGCUGGACGCCACCGGCGGGGCCGCCGGGUUCGUCGUCAUGGCGGUACACCUCGCCUGCGGCUACCGGUACGGCGCGGUGAUGCUGGCCUUCUUCUUCACCUCGUCCAAGGCGACCCGGGUCGGCGCGGACCGGAAGCGCCGGGUCGAGGAGGGGUUCAAGGAGGGCGGCCAGCGGAACUGGAUCCAAGUCCUAGCAAAUAGCUCAAUAGCUACUAUAUUGGUCAUCAUAUUGGCAACAAUGACUGGGGGACAAGAUAAAUGCCUGGACUCAAAUGAGUCAAAGGUUAUAACUGGUAUUAUAGGUGGCAUCAUUGGCCACUAUUGCUGCUGCAAUGGGGAUACUUGGUCAUCCGAACUUGGUGUACUUAGUGAUGAACAACCAUGGCUUAUUACUACUCUGAAGCCUGUCAGGAAAGGUACAAAUGGUGGAGUCACCUUACAAGGCCUUCUUGCAGCCACAGCAGGUGGCCUAAUCAUUGGUCUGACUUUCGUUUUUGUUGGACUGUUGACUGCGGAGUGCUCAUUUGAUGUGGCUCUUCGACAGCUCCUAGUAAUACCCAUUUCUGCUGCUGGUGGUUUGCUUGGCAGUCUGAUUGAUUCAGUGCUGGGUGCCACACUGCAGUUCAGUGGAUACUGCAAUGUUCGGAAGAAGGUGGUCAGUAAACGGGGUCCUACCGUUACAAAGAUUUCUGGAAUGACUAUCCUGGAUAACGAUGCUGUUAACGCUGUAUCAGUGCUGCUAACAACUGUGCUUACUGCUUAUGCGUGCAUUCUCAUCUUUUGAAGAUAUGUUUACUCAGGUUCUUCCAAUACACUCGGUUCCAUUCGAAGGGUGGAAAGGCAUGACUCCAAGAUGGUGAAACGAUGGAUCUGGCUGCUGGACGAGCGAGAUUCAAUCUCCUCUAUGAUCUUUAUUACUUCAAGAAAAAAAAAUGUAUGGUUGGAUGCUACACCAAGCUGGAAAGUAUCAAUUUUCCAAAGCAUAUACAGCUAGCUGCUCUACUAAAGCUGGAUGGUCUUGAACCCUGUUGUCUACUGAACUAAGAAGGACUGUCGACUCUGGAUGAUGGCUGUUCUUGUCUCUCUACUUUGUCAAGGAUCAUCGAGUCUCAAUGAUGGCUGUUCCUGUGGACUCGUAGUUUAAUGAUAAACCUUCAUCUAGCUCUUCUUUGCCCUCGUCGAAGUCGCCGCCUCCCCACCCGUCAGCCUUCUCUUGCUUCCACUAUCAUGUUCCUUGUAACACGGUGCUUAAUAAACUCAACACUUGCAUCGAUCUUUUCAAUAGUAUACUAUUUAAUUACAAAAAAUAAGGGUUAGAUGUCAGAAAUUGCAAAAGUAGUACCUAUCGAAUUGGGCCUGCUUGAGAUGGGUCAUGUUGUCAUUUACUUGUUUGAAUAGGGGGCUUGUCAACGUAACCUAGUUUGGCGGGGCUAUGUCGAUAUAGAGCUUGAGCUAGCUGGCUGGGGAGAGCAAUUUAAAGGCCAUUGUCUAGUCGACAUGAGUUGCAUUUGAGCAUCUCCAAUAGUCUCCUUGAAAUAGACUCUUCAAACAUCUAUA
Oryza brachyantha (malo sina) is the source of this 1806-nucleotide messenger RNA. RefSeq names its product protein PGR-like. Lineage: Eukaryota; Viridiplantae; Streptophyta; Magnoliopsida; Poales; Poaceae. The record is from RefSeq and is a predicted model, not a curated record. The transcript has 4 exons. Gene Ontology annotation, cellular component: membrane. Bases 158 to 1033 code for a protein of 291 amino acids.